GAUUUCUAAAAUAUUUCAGAAUUUCCUUGAAUUUGAAUAAAAUGGACGAUUCUGUUUCCUCAACUUCUAUUCCUUCCACAGCAGAGGAAAAUUCUCUUGAUUAUACAGGCUUAGCUGCUGGUCUAGGAGUAGUGGGAGGUUGCUUAAUCAUCUCAUUAUUUAUCUGUGGCACCGUCAUACUGAGGAAGAUACUGAAGAGGGGGAAGGAGAACUUUACCAGGACUUACAUCGGGUACAAAUCCCCUACAAUAGAUCGAGGUUUGAAUAAUCCAGGGUUGGAAGUAUCUCUGGUAGGUCAAGGGUUGGCUGGAAAGGAUCCUGAGGUUGGAGAAUCGAGGACAAUCGACCUCAAGGUCAUGCUAGAACCCUCAUUCAAUCUGGAGGAUGGAGCAAAGUUCCAUCUGGAGGAUGGAGUGGAUUUAAGCUUGGACGCAAGUGUUUCGACUGUUUUAUGGAUGGAUCAGGGCUUAAAUAUUCAUCAGGAUGUAAUUGAGUGUCCGCUUGAAGAACAGGUUCUGGUUGGAGAGCUGGAUAUCAGCACCUUCAGCAUGCAAAGCUUGCGCAGUACGCAAAGUGAUCUGCGCUUGCGUAGCUUGGAGGAUAAAUAUUCGAUGAUUCCCGACCUAGAGAAAACAUCUCACUUCUCCGCAGCAGGGGAUUCGAACUCAACCAAACCCAACCAUUCUAUUAUUCACCCUAGAAACAGGUGCAUGGUUGAGAAUAAGAUGCAGGAUCAACUCUCCAUCUCAAGGAUAGAACCAGAGGUGGGAGAAACCCUGGGUUCAGCUCUAGGGUCUAUGAACAAUCUGUUCAAAGUUCAUCUUACUCCGGCUCGGACAGGGUUAGAUGAUGAAAAAUCGUGUUUGAAUCCAGACCUGAAAUCUCUGAGUAAAGAUGCGGUUCAGUUGGAAGAUUCCGUGUUUUCCCAAGGAGAGGCUAUGCUGGGAGUUGAUAUUGAAAGAUCAAACUCGAACCAUUCAAGAUCUAAAAUCUUAUUGGGAAUAUCUUCCUUGGGAGAUCACAAUGCUCCUGCACCCGAUAUCACUUCAUCCCGAAGUCCAGUUUUAGGUGCACACUUAUCUGAAAUCUCAACUGUUGUAACUUCUUCAGCUAGCAUGUCAUCAGCUAUAGCUUUCCCAGUGAGUAGUUUAUCACCUGAAGAUUCUAAUGUCAGCACUUCAUCUGCUUUAUCUUCUUUUGUUAGUUCAUCAGCUUUAAAUUCUUCAGCAAGUUGUUCAUCGACUGCAACUUAUUCAGCUAGUAGCUCAUCUGCUUCAACUUCUUUAGUCAGCAGUUCUUCAGCUGUAACCUCGGCGGUCAGCAGUUCAUCGGCGGAAACUUCUACAGUCAACAGUUCAUAUAUAACAGCCCCACUUCAUGCUUCAUCUACAACUGUUACUGUUUCAACUUCAGUGGACAAUGUCCACUUAACUGAAUAUAUUCCAGUUUACCCUAUUCCUGUUGGCCCAUUACAGAAUGCGAAUUCCUCUUUUUUGAUCGAACAAGAUGUUUUUGCUAAUCCCGUUUCUGAAGCAUCUGAAAGAGUUUUAUCAGAAGCAGUUGUUUUAGCUGAACUAGAUAUUGAGAUCGAAACAGAGAUUGAAUCAAUGCCUAUUGGUGUAACUAAACCUGUGGUUGGAACAAAAACAGUUCAAACUGAACCUGAUAUUAAGAUCAAAACAGAAAUUGAAUCAAUACCGAUUGUUGUAGCGGAACAUGAUGUUGGAACUAAAACAGUUUUCGGGACUAAACUGGAGAACACUGAAUCAUAUUUAGUAUCACCAACUGAAUUUGAUAAGUCAAACAAAUCUACUAACGACCAGAGUGAUCCUGAUGAGUGCCAUAAAUCAGAAAAUCUAAGAAAAAUGGUUGGAUUCGAUCAAGAACUUCCAGUUUUCAAAGCUCAGUCAGACAUUUUAAAAGGAAAUUAUAUCAAUCCUGAUUCACAGGUUACCCCUAAAAAAUCAGGAUUGUUUUCCACAAGUGUUGAAACUACCUUUAAUCCAUUCAUGCACACUCCUAAACCCUUCAUCCCGACCCAAUACCAGCAGUCUCCGGGUAUCCGAGUACCCUUCAACACUGGAGAAGGAUUCACCACCCCGGAGAAAUCGAUAAACCCUGAGAUAUUGGCCAAACCAAACCUUCGAGACUCAUUUAAUUCUCCCAGUUUCCUCGCCGCUCAAGCAAAGUUUAAAUACCGGCCUUUCAACUAUAGACAGGAAUCCUCUUCCAAUCUGCUUCAAUGGGACUCCACAUUUGAAGAGAUAAAGACUGAGGAGUCCAAGCUUCGUCUAGUCCUAACUCCUAAACCUAAAACUUUAUUUAAACUUCCUUCAUCAACAUCUACGACAAGCCCGUCUUUGCCUUCAACGUCAAAAAAAGCGGAGCAAUUAGGAAGCCUUAAUGAUUCUGCAUUUUCAAAGACGUCAGGGCUGGAAACAUCCCUCCAAUGGGAUGAAUCUUGUGAUGGACUUGAAAUGAGCUGUGAAACAGUACUUGAACAAACAAAAGAAGAACUUCAGAAUGGAUAUUAAUAGUUUAUGGAAUUUUACACUGUUUUAUAUUAUCUAAUCUUAUACCAAGUAUUAUUAUAAACAUUUAAUUAAUCUUG
Messenger RNA from Eurytemora carolleeae, 2611 nucleotides. RefSeq lists its product as uncharacterized. The coding region runs from base 42 to 2534 and encodes 830 amino acids. The record is from RefSeq and is a predicted model, not a curated record. The transcript is spliced from 9 exons. NCBI's taxonomy places the organism in Eukaryota, Metazoa, Arthropoda, Copepoda, Calanoida, Temoridae.